AUGUCCGGCGGCCGGAGGAGGGGCGGCGCCCCCUGGCACAGCUUUUCCCGAUUCUUUGCUCCCCGAAGCCCUUCCCGGGACAAGGAAGAGGAAGAGGAGGAGAGGCCGGGGACAAGCCAGCCGCCCGCGCCGGGCCGGGACGCUGCCAGUGUUGAAAAUGAGCCCAUGAGCACAAGUCAGAAAAAGGAAAAUGUACUUUCAUCAGAAGCAGUAAAGAUUCCCCAAAGUGAGGACAAAAGGACCCAGACCCAGCAGCUGAUCACUGUUCCAACACAGGAAGAUUCCAGAAAGCCCAAUGACCUUUCCAGUUCCACUCCAGAGGCCAAAAUGGGGGAGAGCGAUAAACAGCCAAAAGAAAGCUUCUUCCAGUUUCUAGGCAACUUAUUCAGUAUCUCAGGAAAGUCUUCUCUCGGUGAAGCCAAGCAGUCUUCUUUCAAAGAUGAACGUGACAGACCCGAGAAAGACUUACGAAGUCCCAGUCGUCACGAGGAGGGGGGCCACAGGGAAGGUGUUGGCGGCCCCCUGAGAACCCAGGCACUUCCAACGGAGGAGCAGGAGCCCAGCUCAGCCGAACUCUCGGACGCCUUUUCUUUGGACACAACGCAAGACAGUGAGCAGGAGACCGGUGACUCGCUGAAACAAAUGGAUGGUAAAUCAGAGAGGCCUUUAGUAACAUAUGCAACCUACCGAGGCCCCAGACAAAUUCAGAAGUAUUUGAAGCAGCAGACAGUGCCGGAAACCGUGAAUCCCUUAGACAGAGAAAAUGCAAGUUCUGACCCUAGUACAAGCACACAUCGUGGCCCUGGAAGUGAGAUGGAGGCUGGAAUGGUGCUAUUACUGUCAUCAGCUAGCACAGGCAUACCUGUGGAAGGACAAGUGCCUGAAGGCCAGUUAGAAGACUCUGAUUGUAACCACAGAGCUCUCAACACAGAAAGCCAUUCAACAAACAACCAAGGGUUGACCAACAUGGCUUCUUCCAGGGGUGUUUUAAAUAAAGCCUCUCCUGGGGGACCCGAGACAAGUAGAUCAUCCUGUUCUGUGACUAGCUCCAGCUCCACUUCUGGAGACUCUGACUCACGGCAACAUUUGAGUUGUGCACCAGGUUCUCAGACGGACAGAAAUUUGGGAUGUUCCGCAUUGUUUACAGAAAGCAACAGCAGCAAAAUUCCUCACAGUCCGGACUUGCAGAGGACAGCAACGCCAGGAACUAUGGUGAAACGAACCAGCCCCUUGAUGAGUGAUGGGACACCAGUGCAGGCCGAGAACCCUGCCAUUUCUGACUGCUCUUGUAGUAAAUCUGAUGGGAGUGGCCCUACCACACAUGGAAGUGCAGAUUUGCCAAGUCCAAAUAAAUCAAUUAGGCGUGAAGCUCCGCAGUUGCCAGAGAGUAAGUGUUCUGACAAGCAAGCGGGAGAGAACUCAUCAAAGCAGGCUGCCCAUCACACCGGCCCCAUGGCUUUCCAGAAACAAGCUGUAACAGACACAGAACUUGUAAAUGCCGGAAACAGAUCAUCUGCCCAAGACACACAGAAAUAUGUGGCUCCUGCAGAAAUCAAGCAAGAAACGGGAAACACGUCAGUCGAGGAACCCACUACUUCAAGUCAUGUGAAAGCUCCAGAAGAUCGAAUCGAGUCAUUACACAAAGAUACUGACCCACUAUCACUAACAGAAGUCACAAACCUUGUUAGGCCACACGACAAAGUGCCUCCCUUUAGGGUGAAUCAAAAGGAAGCUGCCUCUGUAAAACACACCAGUGAAUCAGUAGUUGUAACAUGCUUAGAAAAUAAAACAGCCCCUGAACUGAAUAGAAAUCACAUUUCAGAAUCCCUUCUUGACUCUGAGAGUCCUCAACAAGCCAAAGCGUCACCUGAUGCCAGGACAUCUCCCAGCCUUGGGCAUAAAAAGUCAGAUUUUAGCGCUUCACGCCCUACCUGUGUUUCCAGAGUUGGCAUGCUGAGCCAGGAGGACAUCUCUAUUUCAAAGAAUGAAGGUUCUUCUGUGCUCGCUGAAACUGGAGAUGUCAACAUUGUUGGUAUCUCCAGUCAGCCUUGUCAGUGUCAACAUGAACAUGUGGCAAAUCACGUGGAGGCCACAGACGGGAAGAGUCUCCCUGCGUGCCUUCACUCUGAGCAUGCACCUGCAACUCUUGAGUCCAAGGAGGUUCUUCCUGAUAGGGAGAGUUGCCAGUUUCCACUGGAUCUCGAAGCCAGUGACGCCAACAUACCUGCAGCGGACUUGAGCUCUGAGCCUGCAAGCCUCUCCAGGGGGCACAGUUCCACUUCAUCUCAAGACCCUGAAAAAGCAGAGUCGGUGCUACCUAGCACCGCAGCAAGUGAGAGCACUGCAGACAAGCUUGAUUCUUCUUUCUCCUUGGAAACCAAAGCUGAUAGCAUUGCAGAAAUGUCACCAGAAGCUGACAUUGGUGGUCAGAGCAAUGUUCCUGUUAAGUCACAUUCUGGCAGAGGAAAAACUCUAAGUCUCUCCGAGAUCCCUGUUUCCCGAACAGAGCCCAGAGACAUUUCUCAGGAUGAAAUUUCUUCUCCACUUGAAAUCACAGGAGUGCCAGCAAAUCCUGCUUUAUCAGAAUUGACUUCCCUAGAAGUUGAACAGGACAAAAUUUUUCAGUUAGUGGAUCAUGAGGAGAUGAAAGAGAAAUAUUUAGAUGCCAGCCUGAAAGAGAGUUGCCAAACUGAGGUUUCACCUUCUGCCUCUAAAUAUCAGGGUGUACAGGGGGCUGAGGUGGGAGCCUUCAGUUCUCUACCUGCUCAUCUCCAGAGUAAUAGACCUGAGACUUCACCUCCUGUUCAUGAUGAGAAAGUUAACAGGCAGAUAGCACAGAAUUGUGCAGCCAGGGCUUCUGUGAUCCAUCCACCUUCAGUUCCUUGUGGGAGCAAACAGAUUUCUGAUUUUUCAGAACUCUGCUUAGCUAAUACUUCCCCCAAAUCCCAAGAAACCGACAGCACAAAAGCCAAGUCACCUUUUCUGGGUUCUGGUAUCAGUUUGGGAAAAGAGGCUUUUGCAUCUGAGGAUUCAAGUUUCCUUCCUAAUCCUUCUGUGCUGAGACCAGAAAAGAGAGCCUCAUCUCCCAGAAAGAAAGAGGAUGCUCAUUCGCUAAGAGGUGGUACUCACAGCCUGCCUUCCUCCUCCAGUAACUCUGAAGUUAGCAUGGUUAGAAGUUCAUGUAACCCCGCAAAUAAUUUUAGUUCUAUAAAAGUCCCCGUAGAUGCCCCACAUGAAAGUGCCUCCUCAAGUAACCUGCCGGACCCUAAUCGCUCUUAUUUGGAACCGGAAGCAUCUGUCCUCACAGGGGCAGAAGUCACCCCACCUCAGGACCAUCUGGGGGAUCCUACUGGGAUGGAAUCUCUUGAUUUCCCAACUGCUGCCCAGUUUGACAAUCCCUUGGAAGCAGCGACUGGAGCAGUUGCUGGGACCCCAGCGUCAGUUAACAGCUCAAGCCAGCAGUGUUCUGAGGCCUCUGCUAAGCAUGUAGAAGCGAGGAGCACAGCACAUGCCCAACUUUUGGACCUCGAGAGUGAUUUCUGUAAAAAGGCUGUUACAUUGAUUGGGGAGGCCUUUAAUUCUGUCAGGGAAGAGCUAAAAUCCAAACACUCAGUCAGUACCUGCCAGGAACCUAGAGCCAUAGACGGCAUAAUGAAUCCAGGUACCCUGGAAGAAGACAUCCCUAAGAAAAACCCAUCAGAAGUAACACUGACAGAGAUCCAGCCCACAGAGCAUUUGGAAGAGCAGGCUGUGGAAAACAUACCUGAAGUCCACGGGGAAGAAAAGGCCUGUGUUUCACCUGUGGCUGGUGAGAACAGUCUCCUUUUUGAUUCUGAUAAAAUGAAUGUAUGUUGGUUGUUAGAGGACCGAGCUAGGGAAUUAGUCAAUCAGAUUAUUUAUUCAGCCCAAGAAACUGUAGCAAAUGAUGCUCAGGGUACCUCGGAUUCUGAACUUCAGGCUAAUACUUCAAAAAUUCUGAAUAGUGAUAGUGUUAAGCCAUGUGAUAUGGUAAGAGAGUUCUUGGUGUCAGAACAGGCAAUAAAUCAAAGCACAUGUGAAAUCAGUGAGAAAGUAUUAGGUAGAUUCUUUGCUGUAAGUAACUUAGGUAGUGACACAGAGUCAAUAAGAGGAAGAGAAAUUGUUCUCUACCAAAAAUCCCCCUUUUCAGGAACUAGAGAUGGGCAGUCUGAUAGUAUAAAUUUGCAGGAAUCAGAUACUGUUUUACUAGCUGAAAACACACCCCUUACAAGGUUAGGUGAUAAGGCAAAAACACACUCAUUUCUCAAGGAGGACUCUAAAGAGAAAAUGGGGACAGAGUGUGUUGAUCAUCACAAACCUGAGACAGAGGAUACAAGAACUCUUGUUUUAAAUUUCGAAUGGCCUCCAUUUGUAAAUGAUGACAUUCAUGUACCUGGGACAUCUAACAGCAGCUUGUCUGAUACUUCUGUAUGUUUAUCUGAAAAAAGCUUGCCAGGACACGGUAACAAAAGCACACCCCUUGCAAUGUCAGAAGUAGGGAAAAUACACAAGGACACUGAAGUAAAUAUUGGAAAAAUUGAGCUUAUACCUUCCAUGUUAGAAAUGGGAAAACCAAAUAAGAAGGAUGCUGAGUUGAAUAUUAUGAAAUAUGAGGCAGUCCCCCCAGUGUCAGAAAUGGGAAGAGCACAUAAAAAGGAUGCCAAAUUGAGUACCUCAGAAACUGAGCGAACAGCUGAAAUUCCUAAAAUGCGAGAAGCAUACCAAAUGGAUGCUGAGAGGUAUAUUGAAAAAACUGAGGGAUUGCCUGCCACUUUAGAAAUGGAAAAUAUUUGCCAAAAGGAUGCUGAAGGGGAUAUUGCAAAGACUGAGGUGACACCUGUUACAUUAGAAAUGGAAAAUAUUUACCAAAAGCAUGCUGAGGGGGAUGUUGGUAAGAUGGGAAUGACGUCGGUUGUGUCAGAAAUGGACAGUGUCUACCAAAAAGAUAUUGAGGGGACUGCUGAAAAGCCUGAGUCAAUACCUGCCACACUAGAAAUGGAAAGUAUUUAUCAAAAAGAUGCUGAAGGAAAGGUGGACAAAACUGGGAUGAUGUCCCUUACUUUAGAAGUGGUAAAUGUCUACCAAAAAGAUGGUAAGGGGAUCACUGCAAAGACUGAAGGACCUUUAUUAGACUUAGAAAGCAGUUACCAAAAUGAUGCUGAAGGGGUUAUUCGGAAAACUGAAAUGAUGCCUCCUUUUGUGUUAGAAAUGACAGAAGCACCCCAGAAGGCAGUACCUGCCUCCUCUGAUACAUGUAAGGGAGAUGUGAAGGGGACAAGUGGGGAAACUUUGUCCACACCCUCUAAGAGAGAAAUGGAAAGCACAUUCCCAGAAGAUUCUGAUGGGACCAUCAGGAAACACAGAGUGUUUCCCACAGCAGUCAGCUCUGAGAAAAUACACGGAACAGGUCUGGAGAUGCCCGUUGUACAGGCGGAGGCCACAUCUCCCAUAUCUGAGGCUGAAAAAGCAUACCAGGAGGAUGCUGACAGGAGCGGCAGAGAAGUGGAGAAAGAGUCUACUGAAACGAAGACAGGCUUGAUAGCGCGUGACAUUAGACUCGCCUCGUGCUUCGGGGGCUAUGAAUCGCCUACCUUAAGUAAGGAUUAUGAAGGCUACCCAGCCCUAGCAGUGCCGGGCUUUCAGCCCGAGGGGAGCAUGGGAAGGCUGGACAGGAAAGCAUCUGUGACUGCAGUUCAUAAGAAAGCAAGAGACCUAGAGUGUGGCGACGAAAAGGAAGAAGCUCACUUAGCCUUCGUUUCUCAGGAGGAGCAGGAAAAUUCCUCCUUCACUAUCUUGUAUGAGGAGCCCCUCCAGGAUGAGGACAGGGAGACGCCCGCCGAGGUAAGAGGGGCACACUCCCUCCUGAUUCCUCGCACCGCUCCCGACUGCGUGCCUGGCGUCGCCUGUGAGAGGUCUGAGAGUAGGACUGACCUCGUCCAUCAUUUUGGAAAGGAAGCCAGAUUAGGUGAGGCAUUCGAUAGUGACAGUUCGGAAACCUUCUUAUCGGUAGAGGCCAAGAGGUUCAAGGUCUAUCCCUUGGCUUUGUCUCCCAUUUACGAGGACGACAGCUCUCAGGAGGACAUUCUGUCCAGCGAGGUCUCCCCUGGUCGCCACGGCGCCUCGAAAUCGAGGGAGAAUGCAAACCAGCCCUCUUCUGUACUAUCGCUUCUCCAGUCAGUGUCGGAGCGUCUAAAGAUGAAUUUUGAUGAAGGUGACAGACAGGAGGGCGGAGAAGAGGAAGGGGGGGAAGAGCCGCUGCAUAAAGGACGUCUGAGAGCCCGAAGGCAGGAACCUGUUACCUUCAAGCGGCCAGAUUCUUCCCUUACAUCUUGCUCUGAUGAUGACCAGGAGAGCACUGGAGUCUCUGAGAAUUCCUAUGUGAUGUCAAAGGAGCCUGCUACCUCUAACCUGCAGAUUGGUCUGUGGCCAGAAAAGGCCUCGUUUCUGCAAAAAUCUGACCUUACUUCCAAACUACAUUCUUCUCUAAAGAGUGCUUAUCAUCAGUAUUUGCAGACCUCUAAAACCCAUUCCUCAGAGAAAGGAGCCAGAUUCGGUGGAAUUUUUCAGGAACCAGUGUCAAAGUAUUUCCGCGCUCAAGACACCCCUGGCCGAUUAAGCCCAUUCACAGAGAAUGUUGACAGACAAACCCUGAAAUGGAACCCAAGGCCUGGGAAGAUGGUUAUCUAUGAUCUCCAUGGAAGAAAAUAUAAACAAGAGAUCUACUGUAAUAUUCCUGAUGCUACAUCUUGGUCUUAUCCAAGUGGGGUACUGAUAAAAGUUGUAAGGGGCUGCUGGAUUUUAUAUGAGAAACCACAUUUCCAAGGUCAGAAAUGUGUUCUGGAAGAAGGAGAAAAGGUGUUAAAUCGAGACUGGCUUCUUCAGAACAGAAAGCAUCCACAAAGAAACUUUGUGUUGGGCUCUAUCAAACGUGUCUUAAAGGAUUGCAGUAUUCCAGAGAUAGAGCUUUGCCCACAGUCUGACCCGGCAUGUUGCCCUAUCUACAUCCAGCGAGCGGUCCCCAAUUUGGAAGAGCUGAAUAUUCCCAAAUCUGUGUCCUUCACCGUGAAGUCAGGCGUUUGGCUUGCCUACCCGGAUAUUAAUUUCAAGGGGCAAGCUAUAGUUUUGGAGGAAGACCAUGGACUUUUUGAGAUUUCUGCAGCAGAAAUGAAAUCAUUGCAUCCACUUCAAAUGGGUGGCCUGAAAGUGGAAAUGCCUAUGAACUUAAAGGUUAUUAUUUAUGAAAAACCUCACUUCCAUGGACAAGCCAAAGAGUUUAGUGAACACAUAGAUUCUGUCCCUAAUUUUUUAAAAAAUGAUGUAGACUUUCAUGGAAUUGGAUCAAUCCGUGUCAUCGGUGGAGUAUGGGUUGCCUAUGAAAAAGAACAUUUUAAAGGCCAGCAGUUCUUACUUGAAGAAGGAGAUUUUGAAGACAGUAAUGCCUUUGGGGCAUUAAGUGGUUCCAUCUUGUCUUUCCGGUACUUACAAGCUAAUUUCAUAGAAUCUUCAAUCACACUGUUUGAAUCUGAUCUAGAAAGUGGGAAGUUUAUUGACAUCACAAAUCAGGAAGUUUCUGACUUAGAAGAAAUUGGCUUUGGCAGUGAAACAAGGUCCAUUCAUGUUAAAAGUGGCGUAUGGGUUGCCUACCAGCAGAAGUUCUUCUGUGGAGAACAGUACAUUUUAGAGAAAGGGAAAUACAAGUGCUUUUUUGACUGGGGAGGAUCAAAUAAUACAAUCAUGUCAAUACGACCCAUCCAGUUGGAACCACUUGGGAUAAAUGAGCCUCCACAUUUGCUCAAAGCAUUCAGUAAACCAGGGUUCCAAGGUGAAUGUAUCGAUUUCACAAAAGAAGUUUCAGACUUGACUUCGUCAUUCAUGCCAUGUUCUUUUAAAGUUCUUCGGGGUUGCUGGCUCCUGUAUUACCAAGAGGGUGUCUCCACUAACCAGUGUGUGUUAGAAGAAGGCCUCUAUGCCGACCUUACUUCCUGCGGCUGCCCAACAUCUAGAGUCAAAUCCCUGAAGCCCAUUGACUACGUUUUUGAAGAGCCCUUCCUUAGCCUUUUUGCCCUGGAACACUGUGAGGGGAGAGAGUUACAUCUAGAAGAGGCUGUGAACUCUGUUCUGAACAAGGACCUGUACUUCUACACCCAGUCCGUGUGGGUGAAAAGUGGACUGUGGAUAGCUUAUGAAGGACCCAAUUUCUUAGGAAGACAAAUCCUGCUCGAGCCUAAUGAGAUCCCAAAUUGGAGAGCAUUCAGUGGAUGGAAAACCAUUGGUUCCCUCCGUCCUGUGAAGCAGCCCGCAGUGUACAUCAGAAUAAGGAACCGAGCCCAGAAUGGGUACCUAACAGUCACCGGAAACGUGGCCGACACCAGGGCAACCUCUGUGUGCAUCUCUCCCUACAGCGGGAAGAAUACUCAGAUCUGGCACUACUGCCGAGGGCUCUUUAAAUCCAAGGCCAGUGACACGUGUCUGGACGUCAUCGGUGGUCGAGACACACCAGGAGCUAAAGUCGCCCUCUGGACGGAACACGGGCAGUUCAGGCAGAAGUGGAGACUGAACAGAAACGGGACCAUCAGCUCCUACCUCAGUGAUCAGCUGGUCCUUGAUGUUAAAGGAGGAAAUUAUUAUGACAAAACUCACGUAAUUGUAAACCAGCCCCUGGAGGGAGAAGAAACACAGAAAUGGGACAUUGAAAUAUUGUGA
Rangifer tarandus platyrhynchus (Svalbard reindeer) is the source of this 8721-nucleotide messenger RNA. The record is from the annotation of a GenBank genome assembly. Lineage: Eukaryota; Metazoa; Chordata; Mammalia; Artiodactyla; Cervidae.